Acyrthosiphon pisum (pea aphid) is the source of this 808-nucleotide messenger RNA. RefSeq names its product Glia maturation factor (gene GMF). Gene Ontology annotation, molecular function: Arp2/3 complex binding; actin binding. NCBI's taxonomy places the organism in Eukaryota, Metazoa, Arthropoda, Insecta, Hemiptera, Aphididae. Gene Ontology annotation, cellular component: cortical actin cytoskeleton. The coding region runs from base 260 to 679 and encodes 139 amino acids. Gene Ontology annotation, biological process: actin filament debranching; negative regulation of Arp2/3 complex-mediated actin nucleation. The transcript is spliced from 4 exons. The record is from RefSeq and is a predicted model, not a curated record.
AAAUUUUAGUGUGUAAAAUAAAUUUUAUGAUAAUAUACGACUGUGUAGUAUAUUAUUCACUAAUUUUACACUUUACAGUAUUACAGCCUUGCAAUUUGCAGGGUUAAAUCAAUUAAAUACUUUAAUAUUCGAUCCAGGUAGUACCUAUCUAAAGUUUUAAUUUUUAACUAUUACAUCUGUAUCUGCGAUUUGUGUUCGUGUGUCCAGGACCCGGUGACUUGAACUGUAUAACUAGGUACCUACCUAUUUUUGUGGUAAAAUGGGUACUAAAGUGUGUGAUAUUGGAGAUGAUGUUAAAGAAACAUUGAGAAAGUUUCGGUUCCGUAAAACAACAAAAAAUGCUGCUCUUAUAAUGAAAGUAGAUAGAGAAAAACAGCAAGUAUGUGUAGAUGAAAUGUUGGACGAUGUUACUCUUGAGGAACUAAGAGAAAUUUUACCUGGUCAUCAGCCACGUUAUAUUAUUUACUGCUGUAAAAUGGAACAUGAAGAUGGGCGAGUGUCAUUCCCGAUGUGCUUCAUUUAUUUCACCCCAAGAGAUAGUCAUAUGGAAUUACAAAUAAUGUAUGCAGGAACUAAAAUGGCCUUACAACGUGAAGCCAACUUGACUAGGGUGUAUGAAGUGAGAGAAUUGGAUGAAAUGACCGAUGAGUGGUUACAAGACUGUGUUAUGGGAAAGUAAUAUUUUGUAUACAUUUAAAAUGGUUUAUAAAUGACAUGAAAUAGAUUUUAAAAUGAAUAUACAGUUUUAAAAAGAUACCAUAAACUAAUUUAAAAGAAAUAUUGACCCAUAUUUAUUUUAAAUGAUCUA